CAGCUGUAUCCACGUCGAGGCGUCUUUACUUCCGGCUACGUCAUGAAAUUACAUUUCGCUCAAAAUGUAAACAUGGCUGGCAGUUCGAUGCAGUUUUUUUGUGAAAUCUGCCAAAAAUUACGAUCAAUGACGGGACGACGAGUCGAAGAACAUUUUAAUUUAGAGAGGACUACAGUUUCGACUAUAUUCUACGUAUUUGGCGUGGCAAUUGUGUGUGUAGUGUCAUGGAUUUCAGUAAAUUUGCGUUCGAUCACAAGACUGUCAACGGACACGGCGCCUCACGAAAUGUUGACUUUUGGCGAAAGAAGUUUACGUUUUGCUGCUGUUCCGAAUCCAAAACCUGUCAGCACAGAAACAGAAGCUAGUAAGACACUAUUUCUUAAAGGAAAUAUCUUUAGGUUACCUUUAAAUAUACUGAUGCUUCGAGAAUUUGCCAGAAACCCCGCGAAAAAUUCCUAGCAAAGCUGACGUGUACACAAAUUACAAAAUAUUCAUUUUUAUUAGCCAAAUAUUUAUAGAGAAACUUCAAAAUUCUUUCUUAAAAGUGAAAUAGCAGAGACCUUUAUUUGAGAACUUGAAAUGGAUUGGGUUUUAUGGUUUUACUGCGCUUGUGUUUAUUGAGUAUGUUAAUAGAUUAGAAAUGCUCAAUAAAAUCGCUUAAAAACAAAUUAGUUCUGUUUGCUCAGCAUAAUUUGCCAUUUUGUGUAACAACAAGUUAGGGCCAUUCCAUUUAACCCCCUCCCCCCCCUACGGAUGAGGUCAAUAAAAUUUUAACCCCUAAGAAAAAAAGAUCAAAAGUGCCAAUACAAAACACCCCCAGAAAUUUGUAAAUUUUCCCCUUACCCCUCAGAAAAAUUGCAGAGAUCAAAGGAUGCCGACAGGCUUAACCCCUCAGAAACGACUUUUUGAGUCACCCUUCAGAAAAACUCAUCCGUAGGGGGGGGGGGGGGGGGGUUGGACAUUAAAUGGAAUAGCCCUUACACUGGACCCCUUAUGUUUCAGAUAUAAGGAACAUACCUCUUUUUUGUAGUUCUUCUGUCCGGAGAGGCUGCGGCCGCAUUACACAUGGCCUUGAAGAUGAACGAGGAAGGAAAGUCUGGGAAGGCUCUCAAAUUGUUCCAACAAGCUAUGAAACUUUCUCCAAACAAUCCAGAUGUUCUGAACUCUUACGGUGAAUUCUUGGAACAUGAGAAACUGGUUGAAGCUGAGAACUUGUACACUCGGGCGUUAAUCAAUGAUCCGUCACAUGGUCGAGCACUAGCAAACAGACAAAGGACGUUUCCUAAAGUACAGAAACUUGAUCAGGAUAUGUUAGCAAGAAUUGAUAAUAAACGUUAUAGGUUGUACAAUAUACCAGAAGAAAACGCUGCACUACAGCGAGCAAUGAAGGAAGCUUAUUACCAACACAUUCACCAUACCACUGCAAUUGAGGGUAACACAAUGACGCUAUCAAUGGCUCGUGCUGUUGUCGAGACAAAAAUGGCCAUCCACGGCAAAAGUAUUUUGGAACACAACGAAAUCCUAGGUCUUGACGAAGCUUUGAAGUACAUUAACACAACACUAGUUCAAGAAAAAUGUAGCAUAACGGUUAAAAACGUAAUUGAAAUACACAGACGGGUGCUGGGGCAUGCACAUCCAUUGGAAGCAGGGCAGUUUAGAAACACACAGGUUUUUGUAGGGAACCAUGUUCCCCCGCACCCAACGGAUGUUGAACGGUUUAUGAACGAGUUUGAUUCUUGGUUAAGUUCGCCGACAAUUCGUAAUCUUCAUCCAAUUGAGUUUGCAGCGUUGGCUCAUUACAGGCUAGUUUACAUACAUCCAUUUACAGAUGGCAACGGUAGAACUGCUCGUUUGCUAAUGAACUUGAUUUUAAUGAGGGCUGGAUUUCCGCCAGUGACAAUCCAAGUGUCAGAAAGGCAUAAUUACUAUGAAUGUCUCCAGGAUGCAAAUCGUGGUGACGUUCGGCCGUUUAUUCGUUUUGUUGCAAAAUGUGCAGAAAGGACGUUAGAUGAGUAUUUGUCAGCAACAACUAUAUACCCUGUUAAACAUUAUACUAGCCGAGGUCUAGACUAUACUAAUCAUUUAAAAAGAUUGGACACUUUAACACUUACUAAAUAGUCUAUAAUAAAUAUAUUAUUCAUAUUAUAUAUAACAAUAUCUAUAUAUUUUAUAAAUAUAAAACAAGUAAAUUUUGAACAAAUUGUCUUAAGUGUUCUGUUGACAAGAAACAGGUCAAUACACCAUUCUGGAAAGUAUGUCACUUGUUUUUGUAAAGCAUAACUUCAAUCACAAAAAUGGGUCUUUAUGGCCAAGGUGACCUACUUUUCGGAAGCGUUUAUUGCUAUGUUCCACAACAGUUUUGAUGGCGUAGCCAAGUUAAACCUCACUAGUCACAUUUUCUUUGCUGGAAACUUUUUUCACUAUCAAAGAUGUACUCAGAGGCAACAAUAUAAUAAUAAGUAGAUACAACCAGUAUGGUAUUGCCGGGGUGCUACCAACUGGCCAGAACCAUACCCCUCGACGAUGACCAUCUCGUACAUGGUGCGACACAACAGAGAUGGUGGCAAUGAAUGGUAGCAUUGAUAACAAAGGGUAAUAUAGAGCAAUGAUGAACAUUAUAGGUAGUAUAGGGAUAAGAAUGGAUGUUGAGUGUAGUGGUGGUCGUUUAGGUAAUGAUAAAGCAUCCUGAAAGAUUAAUUAUUGCAUGUUAUGUCACAGAAUUGACAGAACAGGUUGUAGCACAGUGGUUGGUGCAGAUUUCUUUCAUAGAGGUUUGAUACCUGCAGCAUGUAGUGGUGUGCAUAAUUUUACCAGUUGACUCUGUCAUGCACCACAGAUUUAGUUUAGGUUUCCUCCUGCAGUAACACUGGAUCAAUAAGAGAUGAUCCUUAC
Paramuricea clavata is the source of this 2892-nucleotide messenger RNA. NCBI's taxonomy places the organism in Eukaryota, Metazoa, Cnidaria, Anthozoa, Malacalcyonacea, Plexauridae. The record is from the annotation of a GenBank genome assembly.